AUGUCUUCUCCAUCCCCCAGAAUUUUGCUCAAUGAUGACGGCCCACCAGGUCCCCAAUCUCCAUAUGUUUACGGGCUUUAUCGUUAUAUCACCACGAUUCUCAGAUGGGAUGUGAAAGUAGUCGUACCAAGCUCCCAGAAAUCGUGGAUUGGGAAAGCGUUUCACAUUACAGAAAUCACGAAAGGAAGAUAUUACUACCCGAAGGAACCUGACGGGAUGGGAGAGGUUUCAUCAGCUUCGCGUCCUCUAAAUGAGGGUGAAGUCGCCGAGUGGGUACUGCUGGACGGUACCCCUGCGACUUGCACCAAUAUCGCGCUUCAUAACCUUUAUCCUGGAACAAUCGACCUCGUGAUCUCGGGACCAAACCUUGGCAGAAAUUCCUCUGCCGCUUUCGCCAUGUCGUCCGGAACCAUUGGUGCCGCAAUGUCGUCUGCGCUAUCUCAGGUCCGCUCUGUCGCAAUUUCGUACGGCACUGUCCUCCAUCCCACCCCAAACGAACUUUUUGAACCCGCACAUAUCCUGUCUGCGCGGAUCAUCCAGUACUUGUGGAACAACUGGGGUAGAGACGUCGGUGGAAUGCGCAACGGAGAAAUCGACAUGUAUAAUGUGAAUGUUCCCAUGAUAAUGGAACUUCUUAACCCUGAGGGCAUAGAUGUCCAUUGGACACACAUGUGGCGUAACUCAUAUGGCCAGCUUUUUAAGGCGAUAUCGGCUUCUGACGCUACGAGCACGAAGAGGGAAAUACCCUCCGAGAGCCCGGACGUGGCAGGACAGCAUACUGCACAACAAAGUGGAUCUGGAAGCGAUGUACCGAAAGAGGAACCUGCAGCGCUAGUGUUCAAAUUCUCCCCUGAUGUCCAACCCCUCAUUACACCUUCGCUUGCCUCCCUCCCAGUUGGCUCGGAUGGUUGGGCCAUCGCUAAAGGCCACGCGAGCAUUACUCCACUACGGGCAUGCUUUGCACAUGUAGAUCAUGACAAUGCGGCAACAGGGACGGAAUCUAUGAGGAUCUUGAAAUUUUAG
Molecule: messenger RNA, 1023 nt
Organism: Suillus clintonianus
Lineage: Eukaryota; Fungi; Basidiomycota; Agaricomycetes; Boletales; Suillaceae
Product: sure-like protein
Exons: 8
Coding region: 1-1023 (340 amino acids)
Cellular component (GO): P-body
Molecular function (GO): hydrolase activity
Source: RefSeq, a predicted model, not a curated record